This is a messenger RNA of Closterium sp. NIES-65, 1758 nucleotides long. The record is from the annotation of a GenBank genome assembly. Lineage: Eukaryota; Viridiplantae; Streptophyta; Zygnematophyceae; Desmidiales; Closteriaceae.
AUGGCGCCGGCAAUCCGAGGCGCAGCAGCGCUCUGCUGUCUGCUUGCCGUCCUCGCCGCAAGUCCCGUGCGCUCCUUACCCACGAUGUCCGCUUUGCGCGGUGACAUCGUGCGCGGUGCUACAAUCGAAUCGGCUUCUAUCGGAGAAAAUACUGAUGGUCUUGGCGCGUUUGAUGCUUCCCCGAGGCUUGUUGAGAAUCCGCUCGAUCUUGGAUUGGACGCGUAUAAGCCGCCGGAGGGAGACCUUCUUCGCGUGAACCGCGCGAAGGUUGGCGAAAGCGUUGGCGAAGGCGAGCCGGACAUUCGCCACACGGCUGGUUAUUUUCGCCUGAACCGAACACACGAUGCUAGGCUGUUCUACUUCUACUUCGAGUCGCGCGGCGACAAGGACACGGCGCCGCUGGUGCUGUGGAUGACGGGCGGCCCGGGGUGCAGCAGCGAGAUCGCCCUCUUCUUCGAGAACGGCCCCUUCACCAUCAACAACGACAACGCGUCGCUCUCGUGGAACCCCUACGGCUGGGACAUGGUAUCCAACAUCAUCUACGUGGAUCAGCCGGUCAACACGGGGUUCAGCUACAGCAGCGACCCGCGGGACAUGCGGCACACGGAGAACGGCGUCAGCCAGGACAUGUACGAGUUCCUGCAGGAGUUCUUCCUGGCGCAUCCAGAGCUGCAGGGGCGAGAGUUCUACAUUACGGGCGAGUCAUACGGGGGGCACUACAUUCCUGCUGUGGCGGACAGAGUGGUCAUCGGCAACAGGCGCAAGGAAGGGCUGCCUAUUAACCUCAAGGGAGUGGCGAUAGGCAACGGCAUGACGCAUCCCGAGGUGCAGUUCCCCAGCUACCCCGUCUUUGCGCACUCGCGCGGGCUGCUCUCAGACGCGCAGCUGCACCACUUCCAGCUCUUCAGCAAGCCCUGCCACUUCGCCGCACACUCCUGUGGCGAGUCUGGGAGAAUCAGCUGUGGGGCGGCGUUCAUCAUAUGCGAGCAGUUCUGGAGCUCCGUGUAUGCUGCCACGGGCUCAGGCACCCUCAACCCCUACGAUGUGCGCAUAGAGUGUGGAGACGACCCUCUGUGCUAUGACAUGUCAGCCGCAGACAAGUUCCUGGCACUCCCCUGGGUGCGCAAGGCGCUGGGCGUGGGCGACCGCAAGUGGGAGAGCUGCAGCAGCCGCGUGUAUCACGCCAUGCUCUUUGACUUCAUGCGAGACCUUGCUCCCAAGGUGCCUCACCUGCUCGCUGCAGACGUGCGCGUGCUGGUGUAUGCCGGAGACGCAGACUAUAUCUGCAACUGGAUCGGCAACUCGUGGUGGGUGAACUCCAUGAAGUGGCCGGGCAUGGACCGCUAUGCCAAGGCCCCGUGGCAGCCCUUCGUUGUCAACGGCCAGACCGCUGGGUCGGCAAGAAUCGCUGAGCCUCUUUCCUUCCUGCGCGUGCAUGAGGCGGGGCACAUGGUCCCCAUGGAUCAGCCCGAGGCAUCUCUCGAGAUGCUCCGCCGCUUCAUCCUCUACCUGCCACUGCUCGACGGUGCAGAUUACGAGUCUCGGCCCAACGGCGAUCUGGACGGUCCAGAAUGCAAGGAAUCGGUCGGAGUGGAAAUGGUCGGCUUGGAUCGCCCGGUGAACGGGGUGAUUGCUGCCGAUGGUGCUGGUGGCCGGGUUGCGGGUGUUGGUGCUGUUGGCGCUGCUGCUGAUGCAUCUGAUGCUAAUGCUGAUCCUGUGGUUGGAGUGGCUGUACCUGAGUUGGUGGCAACAGAAUAG